Molecule: messenger RNA, 1189 nt
Organism: Contarinia nasturtii (swede midge)
Lineage: Eukaryota; Metazoa; Arthropoda; Insecta; Diptera; Cecidomyiidae
Exons: 7
Coding region: 451-1074 (207 amino acids)
Source: RefSeq, a predicted model, not a curated record
AUAUAGAGUUCAUAAAUGGUGGUGCGCAGUUUAUAUCGGAGUCGGGACACAGAAUCAGACUCGCGUUGAAAAUAAAAUAGAAUCUCGUAAAAUAGCCCAUUUGAAACAAUAAAAUAUUACUGUGCGUCUUAAACCUGUAUAAAAAAGUGAAAAAGGGUGUCAAGCAAAACAAAAAAUAACACAAAAAAAAACGGAAGACUCUCAUUUCGCAAACAACUUAUCGGUUUCAUCAAGUUAGCGAAAAAAAAAUUGUCUCCAAUUCUGCUGUUGACUGGACUUUUCCCGCCCCAAUAUCCAGUUUUUGACGUUUCUCUGUAUUUAAAAUGCAAAUAGUGCCUGGUUAACAGCCGUUGACUAAAGACGAGUUUUCGAUAAUAAUUUAACCAAAUAGAAAAGACAACAAUUUGUAUUUUAUUGAUUUUGUUGUAUAGAAAAUUCAUCAUAAAAAAAAUGGUCUGUAAAUCGAAUUGGCUGUGUGCCAUUGCCUUUUUAUUGGCCGUUUCAGUUCAAAGUCAAGCACAAAGCAAUGCAGCGGACAAGAGUACAACCAACAGAUCGCCAGCUCCAAGUGAAAUUGUUGCAGAGGAAGUUGUUGUUGAAUCAAGUUUAAAUGUUCGCCCGAAACAAUCAUCACAUCGUCGGGUACGUGAAGUAUUUGCCUUUCUAACACCAAAUUUGCGUUCUAAGCGUCAGUUCGGUCCAACUCAAAGUUAUUAUCCAAAUCAAAAUUAUCAAAUUUAUCCUCAUAAACAAUCAAGUUCCCAAGCAACAGCACAAUCAAAUUCACAUAGUCAUAGUAAUGGUCCAAGCGGCGUUCAAGAUGCCAAUGCUUUAGCUAAUGCUCAAGCUUUCCAAGCUUCAGGUUUUGGAGCAACUGCAAAUAAUGCCGUAACUAAUACACUUAGCAUCGGACCAAAUGGUUCAUCGGGAGGUAAUGCAAAUUCAGGCGGACAAACGUAUACUUUACCAAAUGGACAAACCCUCAACAUUGCAUAUAGCAACGGCAAUAGUUUUGGGCCAAAUGGAUUGUCUAGCACAAGCCAGGGAAACUCGAUUGCAUUCAACGGAAAAUAGGACCAAAAAAUUUCCAAAUAACUCAAAUAAUUGAUAAAUUAAAGCAAUUUAUAAAAACCGAUCAAAAUUAUUUCUUUAAUUGUUUGAGACAAAUUUAAUAAAGCUUCAACUUGAA